Messenger RNA from Thlaspi arvense, 981 nucleotides. The record is from the annotation of a GenBank genome assembly. NCBI's taxonomy places the organism in Eukaryota, Viridiplantae, Streptophyta, Magnoliopsida, Brassicales, Brassicaceae.
AUGGGUUGUUGCAUCAGCAAAUUCUCUCCAAAGACAAAAGAUUUCAAACAAGUAGAAGAACCUCAAGAGAAGUACUGUUAUGUUCCAGAGAAGCUGUUCAUGUCUCGCUGUCCAAGUCGAGUUUCUCCACUUGUUCUUCCUGAUAAGAACCGGUUUAAUCCCAUCCCUGUCCCGGAUAAGUUUAUCCAAAUCCCAGAAAAACUGCAUCCUCUUCUUUCUCCUCAUGUAAAGUUGGCAUCUUUCUCUCCAAUCAAACCUUCAACCACAAGCAACUCUUCUCUCAGCUCAUCAAGCUCGUCACUUUCAACCGCUUCUUCGAUCUCGGUUUCAAAGGAGCGAUCGUUCUCAAACGACUUCUUGCGUGCUUGUUACCAAGAGAAUUCACAUGUUGCUCGGAUCAAUUCCUUACGAGAAUCUUCUCUUUCUCUGAAAAACGCUAAACCGGGGCAUCCUAGCCGGUCUAAUUCCCCUGUUAAGCCAAACCGGUAUUCAACAACACCAAACAGAGCAAAUGAAAAGCCGGAGAGAGGAGCAAAUGGUUCUAAGAGAACCCGAGAGCCAUCGCCAAACCACCGUGCGUUGACACGACAGAAGAGCUUUCGUCUAGAUCAAGAAAGGGUUAUUAUGCCUUCAUCAAAUUCUAUAACCAAGGGAAAGUUCUUGAAAUCGCCAUCUCCAAGCAGGAGAUUUGAGGGCAAUCUCUUGAAAUCGCCAUCUCCAAGCAGGAGAUUUGGUACGACAACGGGACAUUCCACGGUACAGUCAGUCUCUUCUUGUUUAAGGAAAGAUAGCUUAGAUCUGUCUCGUCCCAAGAAUUUUUCUCAGAACAACAGAUCAGAGACUAGAAUUCAUCGUAUAAGUUCUAAGAUCGACGAAACCGCUAUCAAAGAAGCAGUCGAAGGCCACAAGGAACCGGUUGUUCCGAUAUUUGAAGAGAUCGGCAAUCCUUUAAUUGAUUUGGAUUGCUUCAUCUUUCUGUAA